ACAGACACCCACAAUGGAUAGAUGGUUGUCGUUCAGUAUGCGCAGAGACCCGCAUCUCCACUUAGAAACAGCGUCCUAUCCCCGCAUUUCCACGACUACUUGGAAGACAUGAGCAGUUCAUGUUGAGUAUCUACACAUGGAAUUUAGAGCCCAACGAACGUCAUCGUCAGCUCUACGUACAUUGGAGCCUAGGAGUUGUCAACGUCAGCUUCCCACAUAUAUCAUAUAUUUUGAUUUCAUGACGACAUUCCCAGUCCCUCCGCGAGUAAUUGAGUCUCCACACCCAUGAUUUACGAGACGAGGCAGGAUGAAAAUACGUAUUAAACCCCUAUCACGGAGACCAUAAUGGCUUUGUGAUAGCACCUAACAUUCAAUCCGUUACAAUGCUUCUAUCGGCAAGAUUUUCGGCUACUUCAGCCAUACUGUUCCUACAACAGACCGUGUCAGCGGCGCUGUACAACCAGGUCGUCAGUACUGAGUACGGUCCAGUCCAAGGUUUCCAAUACUUCAACAACUCCGCAAACUUAUCAAAUCCAUCCGGAAACGUCGCUGCCUUCCUCGGCGUCCCCUAUGCCGCAGAUACGUCUUACGAGAAUCGCUGGCGUGAAGCUCAACCCCGUGAGCCGUGGAAUGACACUCUUCAUGCAAUCGCAUUUGGCCCGGCUUGUCCAAUCGCCUCGCAGGCCCAAGCAGGCUUUACAUUGAGCGAGGAUUGUCUGAGCGUCAACAUUUGGACAAACGCAAAGUCGUCCGCCGAUCGCCUGCCUGUCUUUCUGUGGAGCUAUGGGUCUGGUGAGACGAGUGGCGAGGCGCUCUAUGACGGAGGCGGACUCGCAACCCAGGAUGUGGUUGUAGUCACAUACAACUAUCGCGACGCUGCAUUCGGGUUUCUUGCACAUCCAGACCUGAGUGCGGAGAGUGGCCGCAAUACAAGUGGCAACUAUGGAAUCAUGGACAUGUUCACGGCGCUGCGUUGGAUUAAGUCGAACAUCGCGAACUUUGGCGGUGAUCCGGAUCACAUCGUCAUUGGUGGCCAAUCAUUUGGGUCUGCACAGGUAUAUCAUGCAGUCAAUAGCCCUCUUGCUAAAGGUCUCUUCAAAGGCAUGAUCGCAGAAAGUGGCAUCCGCGAUCCUUACGACUACAUGCUCGCCGGUCUUGCAGACAGCUAUUCCACCUUGGAUGUAGCGUUGAAGAGAGGGGUCAACUACACAAAGAACCAUAAUGUUUCGAGCAUCGCCGAACUCCGAGCACUGUCCAUGGAGAGCCUGCUGUCCGGUAGUGAUGACAGAGACUAUAGCUUAUCGAAUGUGACCGCACUAUGGACCAUGAACCCACCUCUCUACAAGACAGUACUCGACGGCUACGUCGUUCCGUCGACAUAUCUCAAGACCCUCGAGACCGGCCCAGCCUCCGAUGUACCCAUGAUCACUGGUAACAACCGCGAUGAAUCUGGCGCUUCAACAGGGACAUCCUACACGCUCAGCCAAUACUACCUCUACAACAGCCUCAAAUACGGCAACCUCUCCUCCCGCUACUUCUCGCUCUACCCGGCCCAUAACUCCUCGCAAGGCAACCGUGCAUGGAACGCUGCGGCGCGCGACACAUCACUCGUCUCUUCGUGGUUGUUCAGUCAGAAAUGGUACAAGAAGGCGACAAGCCCGUUCUACACGUACUACUGGGAUUAUGCGCCGCCAGGCCAGAGCCAGGGCGCGUACCAUAUGGCAGAGAUCAACUACGUGCUGAACAACCUGUACAAGACAGACAGACCAUGGACGGCGUAUGACUACUGGCUUGCAGAUGUCAUGUCAAGUUAUUGGGCAAACUUCAUUAAAACACUAGAUCCGAACACUGGCGGCUCGUAUCGCAAUGGCAGCCUGCCAACGUGGGCGCCAACUGACGCAAGGCAGGAGGUCAUGCAUACAGGCACACAGUUUGGCAAUGUCCCUAUCGCGCAGCCGGCGCAGGUAGACUUGAUCUCGGACUGGUUUGCGACGCAGCCGCCGUAUUAGUCAGUGAUUAUUCUUACCUGCUAGGUACUAGUAGUAGCCCUAGAAAUUUAUGAGGCAGACAACAUGUCUCAGUCAGAUCAUGCGGUAUAGAACUCGGUCUUUGCUCAUAUGCGUUUACAAGUCAUAGCCUCACCGCCAGUGUCAGUCAGCCCACCACGAUGUAUAGAUAUUACGAAUUAUAAGACACCAUAGACAUACAAUCUACAAUGUACAAUAUAGAACACACAGCAAAAAACCAUCCCCAACCUCACUCUCGACCCCGCACACGUGCAGCUCAACAUGUGCAUGUGAAUAUAACCAACGAAGAAUUCUCCCCAACCCGCUAAUUACACGGCCCAUUCAUUCUAU
Molecule: messenger RNA, 2357 nt
Organism: Pseudovirgaria hyperparasitica
Lineage: Eukaryota; Fungi; Ascomycota; Dothideomycetes; Acrospermales; Acrospermaceae
Product: alpha/beta-hydrolase
Exons: 2
Coding region: 384-2009 (541 amino acids)
Source: RefSeq, a predicted model, not a curated record